Molecule: messenger RNA, 1616 nt
Organism: Ornithorhynchus anatinus (platypus)
Lineage: Eukaryota; Metazoa; Chordata; Mammalia; Monotremata; Ornithorhynchidae
Product: fetuin-B
Exons: 8
Coding region: 133-1518 (461 amino acids)
Biological process (GO): negative regulation of endopeptidase activity; binding of sperm to zona pellucida
Cellular component (GO): extracellular region
Molecular function (GO): cysteine-type endopeptidase inhibitor activity; metalloendopeptidase inhibitor activity
Source: RefSeq, a predicted model, not a curated record
CCCAUCCCCCUCUCCCCGCCCAGGCCCCUGCCAACUCAUUCCCAUCCAAACCCUCCCCACUCCCAUCUCUCAUGCCCCUUUCUACACAAGCUGCUGCCAAGUGUAGCCUGUGGAACCCUGCUCCAUUAUAGGAUGAGCUGGCCGUUUGCUUCUCUUCUGCUCUGCAUCCUGGCUUCCGGAUGCCGGGCCACAACUUCCUCCCAAGGGCUGCUGCCUCAGUUUCUCUCCCCUGGCUGCAAUCACUCCCAGGUUUCGUCAGUGGCAGAUUUUGCUCUCCAACAAAUUAACGCUGACCAAAAUGAGGGCUAUAUAUUAAGCCUAAACCAAGUCGCCAAUGUCCAUGAACAUCGCCAGGAAGCCGUAGGCUCUGUCUACUAUCUCACCAUGGCUGUGUUAGAAACUCAAUGUCAUGUACUCAGCAGGAAUCUAUGGAGAAUGUGUGAAACCAGACCCCUCCAUCAAUCGGUCUAUGGCAAGUGCAAAGCAGUAUUUCACCUUAGCAAGACAAGAAGAAUUCUACAUCUGCUAGCAUAUAACUGCACCCUCCGCCCUGUUUCUCAGAAGGAAAUUAACUUUAUGUGUCCUGACUGCCCAAUCCCCAUCUCAACGACGGACAGCUCUGCCCUUGCUGCGGCUACCGAAUCGCUUGCCAAAUUCAACGCAGAGAAUACGACGUCUAAAUAUUCUCUCGUCAAAAUCACCAAAGCGUCGACGCAGUGGGUGGUUGGUCCUAGCUACUUUGUGGAAUAUUUGAUUAGGAAGAUGCCAUGCAGCAGCUCCCCAUCAGAUUCUGGCGCGUGUUUGCUCCAUUCCAAGGAUACUGACCCCGUUGGUCUUUGUGUGGGUUCCAUGAUUCAAAGUGACAAGAAGUAUGUCUCAGUUUCCUGUACUUUCUUUGGAAAACAGGGUUCUGGUCCCAAGAAAGAAAGACCUGGAGCUGGCCACGUUCCUGGGCACCAGCACGAGCAUGGGCCUGGGCACCGGCACGAGCAUGGGCCCGGGCACCAGCACGAGCAUGGGCCCGGGCACCGGCACGAGCAUGGGCCCGGGCACCGGCACGAGCAUGGGCCCGGGCACCGGCACGAGCACCAGCAUGAGCACCGGAACAAAACCCACCCCAGGCCCCAUCCCAGACCUUCGCACGAGCACCCUCACGACCACCCGCACGGGCACCGGCCCGGGCACCGGCCCGAGCAUCAGCACGAGCACCGGAACAAAACCCACCCCAAGCCCCAUCCCAGGCCCCCGCACGGGCACUCACCCCAUCACCAUCACAUCUCCAGGAAGCCCCAGAAGCCGGUUGGAUCCAUUCAGAUUCUCCCCGCUUUGGAGAGCAAGCAAGGAGAGGCUUCCCAGCAAGUUCCGUUCCCGGUUCAGGUGACCUGGACGUACCAUCCCGAGGCAGGGCCCCAGGGCUUUCCCGAUGACCGUCCAGUCGUUCUACAGUUCCCGGAAGAGAGGGCAGAAGGCUGCCCAGGGACCCCCCAGAAUGGCAACCGCUUGAUUCUCCCCUCUUGAAGGGCCAACAAGACGCCUGGUGCUUUAGGCCAGAGAGUAACGAGGAGACAUCCCGCUUCAGCUAUGUUCUGGAGAAUAAAAUCCAUUUUCCCACUCUA